Hypanus sabinus (Atlantic stingray) is the source of this 8391-nucleotide messenger RNA. RefSeq names its product ATPase H+ transporting V0 subunit e1 (gene atp6v0e1). Gene Ontology annotation, biological process: proton transmembrane transport. The transcript is spliced from 4 exons. NCBI's taxonomy places the organism in Eukaryota, Metazoa, Chordata, Chondrichthyes, Myliobatiformes, Dasyatidae. Gene Ontology annotation, molecular function: proton-transporting ATPase activity, rotational mechanism. The coding region runs from base 75 to 320 and encodes 81 amino acids. Gene Ontology annotation, cellular component: proton-transporting V-type ATPase, V0 domain. The record is from RefSeq and is a predicted model, not a curated record.
UGGCGUCAUUUCCGCCAGCUGGUUUCCGGGAGACUGGUGGCGUUAGGCAAGAGCAGGACUGCUGAGGGUUCGUCAUGGGUUACAGUGGUCUAACGGUGCCCAUCAUCGUUCUCACCGUAUUCUGGGGGGUCGUGGGCGGCAUUGUGCCGUGGUUUAUCCCGAAAGGACCGAAUAGAGGUGUCAUUAAUACUAUGCUGGUGACCAGUGCUGUUUGUUGCUACCUUUUCUGGCUGAUUGCAAUCUUGUCCCAGUUGAACCCUCUGUUUGGACCACAGUUAAAAAAUGAAACAGUCUGGUACUUGUUCUACCAUUGGCCCUGAAUUCAUCACCUAAAAAAACUUCUAUGAAGUAGAGAAUGAAAAUAUCUUAAACUACAAUUGAUUAUUCUGCACCUGAGUAACUUAACCAAGCAACAUUCAACAGCAUGGAUCAAUUUGAAUUCUGCUUUGUGAUUUAUAAUGUGUUAACUGGAAUAGGUGAUGGUUGGCAGUUGAAGCUAUAAAACUAACAAGUUGAAUAUUUAGCAGCAACAUAGUGGUAACCUAAUUGUGUUUAGUGGCAGAGAAUUUUUAACAUUUUUUUACAACAUUUAUACCAAAGAUUUAAAACAGGUCAAAACUGAGGGGAAAUGAUAUGUAUCCGAUAGAUGAUUAUUUUGUGAUCAUAUUUUUGUACUAACGUGAUUCUAAAAUGCCUAAUGAAAUGUGGAAAAAGCUAAUAUCUUGUAGGUCUUGAUUUCAGUAAAGAACAUAAUUUAAAUCUUGGGAAAAUAAACAAUUUAAUAAAUUCUAAAAAAAAAUACACUGCAUAGCCUUUUCUUUAUCAAAUGGUUAUACAUUAUUACUUUGACAUUUUGUAAAUCCCAAAGUCUGCCAUCAAGAAAUUAAUUUGGCUUAAGAAAAUAUAGUAAUAUAUUCAUUGUAUGGUUCUUAAAUUUUUGGCAAAAGCCCGUGGUUUUUAUUGCCUCUUCAGAUGAGGCAUUUAAAAGUAAACUUAGGUCGUAUCUAAACAUGCACCAAAUAGUUUUUCUGUGAAGUGAAAAUUAACUAGCAAUUCGCCUGCAUGAAGUGAUUGCAUUACUGACUUAAUUUACUUCUGGCAGUCAUGAUUAGAAUUGCUAUUAGAGUAGAAUAGAUUCUGUGUUUUGAAUAAUAUUUGACAUUUUAUUGUAGCCAUGUUUGGGUUUGAGUAAUAAAGUAGUUAAGCUUGCUCAGUUGCAGUAGGAUAUAGAGCUAACAAGACAGCUGGAAAGUGAUAAUAGGAUAAAGUGACCUUGCACCACAUCACACUUGCCCCAUCAUUUCCUGCCCUCUCCUGGCAUUGGCCAUGCUAAACCUUUUGGUCUGAAUAAACUGAACCUCACUGCUAAGGCUGUCCUGUGAAGCAAAAUGGUCUGCAAAUAGCAUUUCUGUAUCAGUUAAUUUUUAAUAUUAUUGUGCCAGUUGUUAGUAUCUUUGAAGGAUUAAUGAUCAACUAUGAAUAACAAUAAGUUCAAAACCUGUUAUGCAAGGUUUCGUAAGCAUUUUGGGUUGUCUACUGUAUGCAUUCUCUAUAUUAAAUUGAACCUACAUGUAUUGGCAAAUUGAUUUUGUACUGUAGGCUUCAAUUGAAUAAGUUUAAACUUAAUUUUCCAUAAUUAUUAAAUCUUGUUCUAGUAAUGUAGAGUUUUAUGAUGUUACUCUCAACAAAAUUUGGAAUAGAGAACAUCAAGCAUGUUUCUCAAGGUAACUAACUUGUAUACUUAGUUACCAAAACAACCCAGCAAAGGAGAAGAAAAUUCAAAAUAGUCCUUGAGUCAUUCCACUGUAAAAUUUAUUUUCAUUAUGUCAAGAGAAUGAUUAAGAUCUGAAAAUUCAUUUGUGUAUCUAUUCAAAAAGAGUGGGCUCUGCUUGAUUAAAGACGAAUUUUGAGGAAUCUCAUAUAAUAAAAAAUGCUGUAUGUUAGGAAGUGCUCUAUUAAUGUAUAAUUUCCCUCAUGUAAGGACAAACGGGUUUUCAGAUCAUUUGGGUUAGCUUGGUGAAUCUAGAUAUGAACACGAGGAAUUAUUCCAAAAUUUAAAAUUAGUAGGCAUAAGUACACUGAGAAAAGGAAAGAUGACAGCAAAAGAACAAAUAUUUUAGUGAUGCAGUUGAAAAGGAAGUAUUCCAUAAAUUACAGGUUUCUUGCACAUGGUCAAACAGGUGUAAGAUUAUAGCUGAGAAUGUGUUGGCUGAUGAGCAAGUUAAAAUAAGCGCACUCCAUAAAUAGGAAAAAUUGUAUAUAAAAGUGGAAAGUUGUGCAUGUUAUUUAAAAGAUUUCUGGUUCGAAAUAAUAUCUGAAAUUUUGGACAUACUGUUAAUGCACAUUUAAGCCACUAAAAACUUUGGAUGUUACUGGCAGGUCUGUGCAUGUGUUUUCUAAGUGUUGGUGGGUUUGGGAUUUGUGAACAAAAUUAUGAACUUGUCUACUGCUCUUUAUUCCCUCUGUCAUAACAAUCUCAUUAGUCUCACUCCUCUCAUAUCCUGUGCUCCUGCAACUUAUUCAGUCAUACAUGAUCUUGGUUUCCUUUUUCUGUUAACCACUUUUAACAUGAACCUAUAGUAAGGGCCAUACACUAGUUAGUUAACUUACCAACGCACUGCAAUCUGCAGAAGAAAACUGGAGCACCCUGAGGAAACUGAAUGCCACAGGGUGAAUGUCCAAUCUUCACACAGACAGGACCUAUCAUGUCUCUGGAGCUGAGACAGCAGCAUUAACUGUUGUGUAAUGGUGAAUUGUGUCAAAGUACACAGUAAAGUGGAACUUGAGCUUGCAGUGAUAGUGUGAACCUGCUGUAAAUUUCAAACUCUGUUCAGGAAUCUUUCUGAUAAGCCCGUGGCAGUUAAGAGCUGAUACUGAGUCAUUUGAAUGGAGAAAUGCUACAAUGUGAUUGAGUUAAAUGUUUUCUUAUGAUUGUAAUUGGGGGAGGGGGUGUGGAGAUCAUUGAUGCAUCUAAUAAUUUUGAACACUUGAGUGUCGAAGAUGUUCAAAAUUUUCAAAUUUUUCCAAGUCUGACAAGUCUAAGGAUUAGCCAACUAUCAGGCUUUUCCCCUGAGCUGUUCAUGGGCAAAAGGUCCUUGUUUUGGACUGGAAUGGCCUUGUUACAGCAACUCUGGAAAAGUUAGAUCUGGAAAAGUUGAACUUGGAUCUGGAAAAAUUGCUUUCAAACUUAUUAGGGUCCGAGGUAAGCUCAAGUAGCUUCAUUGGCAGCAUUUAUUGGCAAGCUAUGGGUAUGAGGGAAGGCUGUUUCAUGAGAAUGAUUAAGGAGAAUCUGGUAUUUCAAAAUUGAAAAAUAUUUUAAAUGAUAAGCAGUGAACAGCUUCCAUGGAGUACCCAAGAAUUGUGGGGAUGAGCUGGGAAUGACUUAAAGUGGAAGUUGAAGAUCAAUAAUUAUGCAAAUAGAUUAGAACCAGAUUGUUUCAGAAGUUGUCAGCAAUAUAUGUAACCCAAAAACAACAAAUAAAACUUGUUGGAAAUAUGAAAAUAAUGGAAAUACAAGUAGAAAGCCUGUGGUCUGGCAUUCCGCAGUCAGCAGCAUACUUUGAAACUUGUAGUAUCAUGGUAUAAUAAUUAAUCCUAACUAAGACCUAAAAUUAACUAAUAUCUGUACUAAUGUGUUGCUAAUUAACCUAACUUCUGCAAUUACAUCUCACAGGAUUUUUGACUCAAAUUUUCAGCUUUGCACAGUGCGCUGAACCCUUGCAUGGCCUGGGGAGUGUCUGGAUCAGAGGAAGAUUGGGGGCAACUUCUUUCGUCUGUAUUUUCUGUGAUUUUGGUACUAGUCAGGUCUUAAAGGUGCCAGCCCGGAGUGUUUCAACCUGUAAACAGUUUAAACCUGUAAACCAUUUCAAAAGCAUUUGUGGCAAGAGAAGGAAUCAUUUUCAGGUUGAUGACCUUUGAUCUGAAAUUCUCAAAGGUUGAUCAGAAACGUAAAUUUCCUAUCUCAAAUCUGUUGGUUAUUGCUGUGGAAGUUGAGCUAUGGCCUGUCAGUAAAAUGAAUCUGUAUUAUGCCUUUUCAAUAAAAUAAUUCUAUGGUGCUUCAGGCAAGAGUCUCGGGAGUGAAGGGCAUAUUCUGAGAAGAAUAGAAAGGGAGGGAUUUGUGAAGGGAAUUCCUGAAAGUAGUUGGUGUCAAUCAUGAAAGAGCAGUAAUGCAAAUAAAGCUAGAAUUUUCACAACAAAGUGAUUAAAAUUUGUUAUUUCUUAUUUUUUAAACCUACUUUGAAUAUGUAUUUGGCUUCCAUGAUUUCAAUAUGUAUAUGUCUACUGAAGCAGAUACUGUCUUUGACAUGUCACUGUAGUUAGAGUGAAAAACUGUAGAAAAGCCAAUGGAGAGAUUCCAUUCGAUCUUCAGUAAGAUCUCCAAACAGCAGUGAUUGUGAUUAUGUUUUGGUUUAUGCGUUCAAAGAGAACCUGUAUUUUUGGCAUUUUAUCUAAAAUGCAAUGAUAGUCAUAGUCGAAGGAUACUACAGCACAGAACCGGGCCACUUAGCCCAUCUAGUCCAUGCUGAAUCAUUAAUCUGCCUAGUCUUAUCGACCUACAUCUGAACCAUAGCCCUCCAUAGUAUUCCCAUCCAUGUUCCUGUCUGAAUUUCACUUCAAUGUUGAAAUCUACCCACCAUGCACCACUUCACUGGCAGUUUGUUCACAUUCUCACUACCUUCUGAGUGCAGAAGAAACCCUCAUGUUCCCCUUAAACAUUUCACCUUUCACCCUUAACCCAUGACAUCUAGUUUUAGUUUAACCCAACCUCAGUGGAAAAGCCUGCUUGUGUUUACCUAUGUAUAUCCCUCAUAUUUCUGUAUACCUUUAUCAAAUCUCUCCUCAAUCUUCUAUGUUCUAAAGAAUAAAGUGCUAACCUAUUUAACCCUUCCCUGUAACUCAGGUCCUCAAGUCCUGGCAACAUCCUUGUGAAUUUGCUCUGUACUCUUUCAACUUUAUUGACAUCUUUCCCUUAGGUAGGUGACCAAAAGUACACACAGUAUUCCACAUUAGGCCUCACCAACGUUUUAUACAACUUCAACCCCAUCUCCUGUUCUCAAUACUUGAUUUAUGAAGUCCAAUGUACCAAAAGCCUCCUUUGUGACCCUAUCUGCCUGUGCUGCCACUUUUAAUGAAUUGUGGCCCUAUAUUCCCAGACCUUUGUUCCACCACACUCUUCAGUAUCCUACCAUUCACUGUGGGACAUCCUGGUUGUUCCUACUGAAGUGCAACACAUCUCACUUGUCAGCUUUAAAUUCCAUCUACAACUUUUCAGCCCAUGUUUCCAGUUGGUACAGAUCCCGCUGCAAGCUCUGAUAUUCAUCCUCACUGUCUACUACACUCCCAAUCUUAGUGUCAUCUGAAAUUUGCUAAUCCAGUUAACCACAUUAUCAUCCACAUCAUUCCAUAUAGAUGACAAACAUCAAUGGACCCAGCACCAAUCCCUGCAGCACUCCACUAGUCAUAGGCCUCGAGUCAGAAGCAACCAUCUGCUACCACUCUUUGCAAAGCCAAUGUCAAAUCCAAUUUACUACUUCCUAAUUGAAUGCUAAGUGACUGAACCUUGACCAACCUUCCAAGUGGGACCUUGUUUUAGGCCUUGCUAAAGUCAAUGUUGACAACAUCUACUGCCUUGCUUUCAUCAACUUUCCUCAAAACUCAGAUUGGUUAGACAUGACUUACCAUGCACAAACCCUUGUUGACUACCCCUAUCAGUCAUUGUUUAUCCAAAUACUUAUAUAUCUGGUCCAUUAGAAUACCUUCCAAUAAGGUUCCCACUACUGAUGUUGGUUUUUCCAGCCUAUAAUUUCCUGGCUUGUUCUUUGAGCCUUUCUUAAAAAAAGGAACAACAUCAGUUAUCCUCCAAUCCUCUGGCACCUCACCUGUGGCUAAGAAAGUUUUAAAUAUCAGUGCUGCAGCAUUUGAAACCAUUAUGUAAACAAUAUGGUGAAUCUUAAUGCUUUAAAUAAAACUCUGUUAAAGGGAGCAAUCAAAAUUAGUUAAGAUUCAAGUUUCUUAUGCAUAUUUUGCUUUUUGUUAAAUCUUAAUGUAUUUGACUCCUGUCUGAAUUUAAUAUUAUACAUGAACAAUGUGCUCUUUUAAUUUUGGGUAGCUUAGAGAUCCUUCCACUUACAUUCUUAAAACCUGACCUUCACUUCCUAGGCUUUUGCCAGGAGCACUGUGGGAUUAUUUUAUUGAAAAGGCGCAGUACUGAGGAGCCAUGGCUCAACUAACUAAUGGAUAAUUAUUUGAGAUAGAAAAUUAAUGUUUAUAAUCAACCUUUCAGAACUUCAGAGCAAGGUAAUCAAUCUGAAACUGCUCCCUUUAUUUGCCAUAAAUGCUCUAUUAGUGUUGAUUCUAAUAGGGCAUAUUUAUUGAAUUGUCUUUGGUACACUAAUUCUUCAGGCCUUUAUGCUGUUGCUGUUAGUUAGUCAAAGGCUACUGAGCUUUAACAAAAUUCAGGAGAGAAAAUCCAUUUCUAUCCAAAAAUAAUUACUGCAGCUACAAGAUCUGGCAAGAGGAAAUUGUUUUUCCUCAUUAAUAGUGUAAUACCAGUACUGAAAAAUAAAUACAAAAUUGGUUAAUUCCUGAGUUGAGGGUUUUCUUAUGAGUGGCUAAAGAAGUUGUAUCUAUAUUUUUUGCAGUUUGAAAGAAUGGAGAUGGGGAGUGAUCUUAUUGAAAAAUAGAAGGCAUAUAAUUAGUUAGUGGUUUCAGUAGUGGGAGAAUCUCAAGCGAGGGGUCGUGGUUAUAAAAAUAGUGGGUAGUCAUUUAAAGCUGCGGUGUGAGGAACUUCUCAGGAUGGUGAAUCUCUAGAAUUCUCUACCCUAGAGGGUUGUAGGGGUUAGAGCUUUGGGCAUACUUAAAGAGGAAGUAAAUACAUAUAUGAAGUAUUAAGGAAUUGAGGGCUGUGAUGAACUAGCAGGAAAGAUGGGAGGUAGAUGGCAAUACAGCACCAAAGUGGAAAUAAAACAAAAAAGGAAUUCCACAGUAUUGUAAACCUGAGGAAGGAUGGUGUUGAGGAGGAAGCUGUCCACAAGAUUUUGAUCUGAAUAAAGCCAGUAUAGGGAAGAAGGACUAUGUUUCUUUUUUUUCUGUAGCUGAGAAGAACUGAGACAUCCCUUACUAAGCCAAAAUAGAUGAAAGUAGAAAAUAGUGAUAUCUAGGAAUGGUUAGAACAUGAAAGUUUUUGACAAGAACAGGCCAUUUGGCCCAACAAAGUUUGCCAAAUUCCUAUUCACAUAGUGUGUUGAAAUAACUAUUGAAUUUAGAUUUGAAAUUGCUCUCAACUACACAAUUAGGUAAUUUAUUCCAUUUGUCCACAGCCUGCUGUGUAAAGAAAUGCUUCCUAAUGUUGGUCUGAAAUCUCCCCUUAACCAGUCUCCACCUAUGGCCCCACGUACUUGAUGAUGGAUUAAGUUUGAAGUAGCAGCUGGAAUCCACUUACUUAUACCCUUAAUGAUUUUAAACACCUCUAUCAUGUCUCCUCUCAUUCUAUUUUGGCUAAAAUGAUUUAAGUCUUUCAAUCUUUCUUCAAGCUCAUACCAUGCAGACCUGGAAUGAACCUAGUUGCCUUUCUCUGGACUCUCUCCAGUGUCCUCGCAUACUUCACACAACAUGGAAACCGAAAUUAUUCUAAUAUGUCUAUCCAUGGCCGCCUCUACUGUCAAGAUGAAGCCACACUCAGGUUGGAGGAACAACACCUUAUAUACUGGCUGGGUAGCCUCCAACCUGAUGGCAGGAACAAAAAAAAAACACAAAAUGCUGGCAGAACUCAGCAGGCAUGAACAUUGCCUUCUCUAACUUCCAUUAAUGCCCCUCCUCCCCUUCUUACCCUAUCCCUGAUAUAUUUAGUUUUUUUCCCCCUUUUUCUCCCUAGGCUUCCUGUCCCAUGAUCCUUUCCCUUCUCCAGCUCUGUAUCCCUUUUGCCAAUCACCUCUCCGGCUCUCAGCUUCACCCCACCCCCUCCGGUCUUCUAUCAUUUUGCAUUUUCCCCUCCCUCUCCUACUUUCAACUCCUACUCUUACUAUCUUUCCUUUCAGUUAGUCCUGACGAAGGGUCUCGGCCCAAAACAUCGACAGUGCUUCUCCCUAUAGAUGCUGCCUGGCCUGCUGUGUUCCACCAGCAUUUUGUGUGUGAGGCCUCAUAAGCGCUUUACACAACUCAGUAGUGUACAAGUCGAGGCAUUCUCUUUAAGUGCAUUAUACAGCCCAACAGUCUAUUAGCCUUCCUAAUCGCUUCUGUGCAUUGUUUAAAUGUCGACAGUGAUUGAGUCUAGCAGGACGUUCAAAUCCUUCUCAUGCAGUGCACUUGCUAACUCAAGAUCAUUGUAUAUUUAUAUUUCUACUUCUAUGUGAAACUUUACAUUUACUUACAUUAAAUUUUAUCUGCCUGUUA